Molecule: messenger RNA, 2827 nt
Organism: Anopheles gambiae (African malaria mosquito)
Lineage: Eukaryota; Metazoa; Arthropoda; Insecta; Diptera; Culicidae
Product: store-operated calcium entry regulator STIMATE
Exons: 6
Coding region: 944-2122 (392 amino acids)
Cellular component (GO): membrane
Source: RefSeq, a predicted model, not a curated record
UUUGUCACACAACCUGUCAAACGCUCGGUUGCUGCUAGGGUCAGUAAUUUAUUUUGUGUUGUUCAUUCCACAACUUUGCCAUCCCCCAGAAGAUCCCGAAACGUACACGUUCCUUAUCUGACCCUUCGCGAAGUAACUACGCCACCGUCACCGUCCGCACCGCGAGUGAAAAAUGCAUCCCAGCCGACGGCACGGCAGCUUCCGUGUGCAUCCGUACACCCGUGGCACGUAUUGUUAGGCACGGCAAGAAUCAUCACACCCUUCCGUCGUCCCGGGGCAGCAGUGAAGCUACUGGUGCUGACGUCGAAGUUUCGCAACGCAUUUUCGGUUGUGUGGUUGGUGCCCGAAGGCCACGCAGUUUUUAGCUGCUUCUGUUUCGGGGGAGGUUUUUCGUCCAUCCCAGCCGCGCUUUGUUGCAAAGCCAACGAAAGUCGUGUCGUCAUCUUCCCAAAUGGUUGGCACUCGACGGCAGCAGCAGCGCCAUCGCCAACAAACAUCCCACCAUCGUAUGCAGUGCAUCGCUACGAAAGGAAGAUAGCAUCGAAGGGUGUGUGAGAGAGAGAAGGGAGACGCGCAACGAACCUGCCUCAUCAUAAAGAAAAACAUAGUUUUGCCGUGCCUUUUGCCUCGCGAGUUCUUUACACCUUACCUUCUUCCUAGAUCGUGAGCUAUUUCAAAGCUACUGCACCUUUCCUCAUGUAGUAGUGUGAUCGCGAGUUCAUAUAUUAGCCGAACGUGCGUGUAGUGAUUUUGAGGGGUUUCCUAAAUAAGCUAAAAAGUGAAAUCAGUGCUAAAGAAAAGUUUAUGCAGAGCAAACAACCACCGAACCAGUGUGCGUCGUCGUCAUACGACAUUAUAAAUACGCCUUAGCAACAGGGCUUGGAGGACGGCGGCAAACGCAAGGUGGUGCCGCCGCUGUGUUUGCGCAUUCGUCAGGGUAGCGAUGAACGGUUCCGCGGCGGUGCUGGGCCAGAUGGUCGGUGGUGCCGAUCCGGGCACGGUCCUGGCCGGGGAAGGCAACACCGAGUGGCAAACGUUGCACUGCAGCAAGGAUGCGCUGACGGAUCUGUUCGGCUGGUUUCUGCAGGGCAUACUGGCCACCCUCGCCUUUACCUGCCUUAUCGCUAAACGCUUCUGCGAACCACAGUACAAUCGCCGCUCAUGGGAAACCUGGUGGUACGAUACGUCCAAGCAGGGCAUCGGUGCUCUGGUGAUCCACAUGGCCAACGUUUAUUUGGCCCCACUCUUCCAAGGCGACCCCUGUACCUGGUACAUUAUCAACUUCCUGCUAGAUUCUACCAUCGGGCUGUUCAUUAUUUACAUCGGCAUCAAAACCUGUCAGUAUUUAGCGCGGAAGAAAAAAUGGGAUGCCAUCAACUUUGGUGAAUAUGGUGCCCCGAAAUCCUGGCUCUACCAAACGUGUAUCUACGUGUGCCUGAUGGUGGUCGUUAAGCUGAUAACGACGCUAAUCAUUCAGUUCGAUGUGUGGGAUAACGUGAAAAACUUCGUCCUGUCGCCGUUCCGGGAUCCGCGGAUAGAGCUGGCCGUCGUGAUGCUGGUCAUUCCGUUCUUCGUCAAUAUCCUAAUCUUCUGGGUGACGGAUAACUUCCUGAUGAGGCACACGCGCAAGAAGCGCAACACGGCGGCCGGCAGCUCGCACCACGCGCACGGUCGGGAGCAUAGCUUGCUGCAAAAAGUAAAAUACAAAAUGAUACACAAAACCAAACCAAAUGACUCAGAAUCUGAUACUCUUUUGUCAGGCGAUGAAGAAAUUUUAAGCUUCAGUACGCCCAACGGUGGUGGUGGCGGCGGUGGUGGUGGUUUGGGGCAGAGCGUUACCAGCAAUCGGUCCUUCUCGGGGCGCCACUAUCACCACACGCAGCAUGCACCUUUCCUCCAUCAGCAUCACGCAUAUCUGCAGACGACCACGAUGGCGGACGGCACGUCAGUGGUGCCGGCGGCGUCCUCGUCGAUGGCGGGCAGCAGUGGCAGCAGUGGGGGUUCCUCCUCCCUGCUGACGCCGCUCGACAUGGACACGGCCAUCGUGCUGACGCGAACAUCACCCGGGCCGACGAACCGGCAAAGCACAGUUCAACAGCGCACCAGUGUCAUUAACAUUUAAGGACGAGCCUACCCCUCCCCUUUAACAAGCCGCAUAUCGUUCCGCGUGCGUGUGUGUGUGUACUAAUAACACUUAGAGAAAGAGAAGAAGAGAGAGAUUAAGUGGCAAUAUUUCCUGACGACCACACAGGGGACAUGGGAAAACAAAGGUGAUCGACACGGAAGCACUUCCCAAACGUACGGACCUGAACAAACAAACCUUAACAAUCAUGCACACCCGAUCAUUGUGUAUGGGGAAGAGCAGCCUCAUCAGAACCAAUCACAUUUCCUGUGUUGCAGCUAAAAAAAAAAUACAUUCAAAGUACCUUGGCAGAAGCAACGCAUUCAAACGAUAAAGUCUGAACACAAUUAACCGUAAAACAAGUAAUCUGACACUGGCACUCCAAAGAAAAGCCAGCCGAUCAGCAGCAGCAAAGGAAGGUGCGCGAAGAUCGAACGUUUGCUUCCGGUUCUGUUUAUUGUUGAACCCCCCGUUUGUUAAACCGUUGAUAGGACAGAUGUUAUAUAGGGUGUGUGUGUCCCCGCCCUCGAAGAAGAGAUAGUGUGGUGGUGAGUUAAUCGUUUCCCAAAACCCACCACCCCCCGAAUUUGCUGCACCGGCGGUGUGGCAUACCAUUGUGAUACUGAGUGAGAACUGAGCAGGAGCGUACACAGAAGAUUCACAUAUAUUCGUCCAGCGAGUGGCCCCCCCAUUCAGAAAAAGGGG